This is a messenger RNA of Vespa crabro (European hornet), 5875 nucleotides long. It is a transcript of the gene Gmap, whose product is annotated as thyroid receptor-interacting protein 11. Gene Ontology annotation, biological process: Golgi organization; endoplasmic reticulum to Golgi vesicle-mediated transport. Gene Ontology annotation, molecular function: small GTPase binding. The coding region runs from base 753 to 4919 and encodes 1388 amino acids. Lineage: Eukaryota; Metazoa; Arthropoda; Insecta; Hymenoptera; Vespidae. Gene Ontology annotation, cellular component: Golgi apparatus. The record is from RefSeq and is a predicted model, not a curated record. The transcript has 11 exons.
GAGUCCUAGCGAACGCACAGUCGUUUCUCGACGCUCGUACAGUGAACGUGUCCUCUUGACCGCACGUGACCAUCCCUUUUCUUGUGCCUUUAUUAGCCUCUACCUCUACCUCUCUCUCUCUCUUUCUCUUUCUCUUUCUCUCUUUCUCACACACCCGCCCCUAGAAACUCUCUUCCUUCUUCUUCUUCUUCUUCUUCUUCUUCUUCUUUCUUUUUUAUUUUCUUCUCUUUCUUCCUUUUAUUUUUUUCUUUUUCCUCCACAUCUUAUCUAUUCUCCUAUUUCUUCCUCUCCCUCCCUACCUGCCCGUCCUAUAUUUGUACAGAUAUAUAUUCGGUUAAAAAAAGAAAGGAAAGAAAGAAAGAAAUACUUUGUAAAAUUAUUGGUGUUACGAGUAAACGCGCGUUGGUUUUUUUUUUUUUCUUCUUUUUCUUUUCUUUUCUUUUCUUUUUUUUUCGAGCUCUCAGAAAAAGUUCGUUUCGAAAGGGAAGGGGGAAAAAAAAAUUCCUAUAAUCAAUCAGGACGUUCUCUUCUUCUGCAAGAAAAAGGGUGGAAGAAGAAGAAGAGGAGGAGAAGGAGGAGGAGGAGGAAAUGGUGGUGAAGGAGGAGGGACGCAAAAUUAUAUUUACUAAUUUAACGAGAACCAAGAAGAAGAUGGGGAUGUUUUCUUUUGGGAUCCAACGUCGAUCAAAAAUCGUAAUUCCAAAAAUCAGAAUCAUGCUAGGCAAUUGCAGGAACAAUUGGCCCAAGCCACCAUGAAAAUACGUGAAUUAGAAGUUGAACUUAAACGAACACAAAAGGUAAACAAUGGAAGUAUUAUGGACGAACUUCCGGAUGGCCAUCAAAAGGCAGAAUAUUUACGUGCUAAACAAGAUAUGGUGAAUAGAAUCGUACGAAUGGAAGAGAAGAACCGUGAAGUCGAAAGGAACGUCAAACGAAUGCAGGAAGACGAAAUAGCCUUGGUAAAUGAUUUUUAUACGGUAAUAUCGAAAUUGGAUUAUCAGGAAAAGGUCAAACUGAUUCGAGAAGCUCUGAGAAAUUUGGAAAAUGAUAAACAAAAGUCUUCUUUAAUCGGCAAAAAAGAAAAGUCUGAUACCGAUGAGAAGUUCGAUAAAACUAAUGAAAAUAAUGAAUCUGAAAAUUUCAAAUCAGAUAUACAGGAUGGUUCUUCGUUGAGUAAUAGGGAAGCUGAAUUGUCUAGGAAAAUUCUUGAAUUGCAGGAUGAAAAUAAGAAUCUUAAUAUAGGUAUCGAGGAACUUGAUAGGCAACACACGGAAUCAAUUGAAAAAUUAUUAUCUUUGAAGGAGGAUAUCGAGAAGAAACAUCAAUGCCUUCAAAAUGCCUACGAACAACUUUAUGUUGAUUAUAAUCAGGCAGAAGGUAAAGUUUUAGAAUUACAGACUAAACUUAGUUCAAUGGAGGAGACAAAUAAGAGUCCUCAUAAAAAAGGAUCAUUGAAAAGCGAAGAGAAAAAUGUUCAAACUGAGGAAUAUGAAAGUAUCAAAAAUAAUGGAAGAAAAGAUGAUGAUAAUGAUAAUGAUAUUAAUGAUAAUUCAUUGUACGAAUUGGAACAAAGGGUAAAGGAAAUUUUGAAAAAUUCAUGCGUAGAAACGAGUGAAUCUAAAGAGUCAAUUUUUGAGAUUGUCGCGAAACGAUACGUCGAGACAAACUGGAAGAAGGACGUUUUAGAAAGGAAGGUAACCGAGAUUACGCGAAAUCUAAAGGAGACGACGGAAAUGAGGGAUAAUUUGCAACUUGAAUGCGACGACAUGCAGGCUCACAUAGAUUCGUUGCUGUUAAAUAUUCAACAUUUGAAAUUGAAUCUACCAUCUAUUCCUGAAGCUAGCGAGGAACGUGUUGCCUCAUUGGAAACUGAAACGGAAUCCUUACAGGAGGAAGUUAAACGAUUAAGGGAAGAAAAUGAUACAUUGAGAAAGAGAUCAAAUAUUACUGAUUUGAUAUCAAUGAAAUUGGAAAAUGGUGAGAUCAAUUUAGAAGAGAAUUUUAUUGACAAUGAGAAUGUCGUUGAAAUUGUACAUUCUGAUGUUAGAAGGCGAGAGGAAGAUUCUGUGGAAGAUUUAAAACGUAAACUGUUAGAGUUUUCCAAUGAGACCAGCGAAUUGAGAAUGUCUUUGGAAAAAUAUAAGGAAACCAUUGAAGAGCUUAGAUUAGGUAAAGAGAAUAUAGCUCACGAAUUGAAAGCUUCAGUCUGUAGUAUGGAGGAAUUGGAAAGGGAAUUGAAAGUUACAUUGGACGUUAAGAAUGAGCUCGAACGUGAAAAUGGCGAUUUGAUUAAAGAAAAUGAAGUGUAUAGAGCAGAUUUGGCUAGGUUUAAAGAAACCGCUGAUGAUUCAAAGAAAGAAGAGAAUAAUCUAUUGGAACAAUUACGUGAAAAAUUGGACAUGGUAAAUAUCGAGAGAAAUGAUUUGGAAUAUGAUUUACUUAAUAUGAGAAAAGAACUUGACAAUGCUUUGCACGAGGCAGAUGUAAAACAAGAAUUGAUAAUGCAAUUGAGCCAAGAGAAAGAAAAGUUCACGAGGGAGAAUACUACGUUGUUGGAUCAAUUGACAGCGAAUCAAGUUGAAUCCCAAGAAAAAAUUGAACUGUUGAACACUGAAAGAUCUUUGCUCGAAGAGGAACAAUCGGAACUUCGAUUGGAAUUAGUUACGUGCAAAGAAAAAAUUCAACAACUUGCAAAUAACGAAGAUAAAUAUGCUAUGAUAAAUUAUGAAUUUGAUAUUGCCAGAAAGAAGAUAAAUGAACUUUUAUCGGAGAAUAAUGUACUUUAUGGGCAAUUGGAUAAAAUUCAUGAACUUGAAAAAGAAUUGAAUGAGAAGAAAGCUGCUGAAAAUGAAUUGCAUUUGUUAAAAAAUAAAUUUAUAGAAACUGAAGCUGAAUUAAAUAAUUUACGUUUAAAAGAGAAGGAAAUUGCUGCGAAGGAAUUAAAUUUAUUACAGAGUAAAUUUAUUGAAACUGAGACAGAAUUAAAUAACUUACGUUUAAAGGAAAAGGAAAUGGCUCAGGUACAAGGUGAUUAUAACGAGAUCGUAAUUUUGAGAGAGACGAUAACAGAUUUAAAUAAUAAAAUCUGUUUGUCCGAAGAGAAAUGUAAACAAUUGGAAUCGAAUAUAUUAUCGUUGGAAUCUGAAACAAAUGAAAAGAUUUUGUCAAAAGAAAAUUCCUUUGAAAAUGAAAGGCAUAAGUUAACAAAUAAUUUGGAAGAAAAAAAUUUGGAAAAUGAAGGAUUAAAGGAUAUAAAUAAUAAAUUAACAAUGGAAAUAAUAGAAAUGAAAAAUCAAUUGGAAUCGACUAUUGAAGCUAAUAAAGAAAAUUCUAUUAUGGCUAAGGAAACAAUAGAAAGUUUAUCUCAUCUUAUCAAAGAGAAGGAUAAUGAAAUUGAAUCAUUGAAGUUGAACAAUCAAGCAAAUGCAGCUAAUUCGAACGAUCUUUUAACUAUACAAAAUGAAAGAGAUGAACUUGUAAAAUUAGUUCACGUUAAACACAAUGAGAGUAUACAGUAUCAUGGUGAAAUUCAACGAUUAACUCUACUCUUAAACGAGCAAGCAACUAAAGUUCAUAAUUUGUUAACUGAACAAAAUCAAAUAACUACAUUGUUGAAGGAUAAAGAUAUCGAAAUUGCGGAAACUCGAAACGAAUUACAAAUUUUACAGCAACGAUUGGAAAAUAUUAAGGACACCGAUAAUAAUAAUGAAGAAAUUUGUAGAAUUCCAGGACAUUUGACUCAAGCACAAGAAAUGGGAAUUCUUAAUGAUAAAUGUAACGCAUUGGAGGCUGCUUUGAUUCAAGAACAAUCUAAUAAUAGAAUGUUACAAAAUCAAUUUGUUGAAAGUCAAAGUAAAGAAGUUAACGCUGGUAAAGAAUUAGAAAGAUUGAGAACUCAUUUGGUAGAAAUUGAAUCCAGUUAUACGGAGGAAGCUUUAAUAGCUGAGGAGAUGCGUAAAGAAUUAGAGGGGAAAUUAUUACAAGCUGAGGAAAAACUUAAAAAUUCUUCUACCGUAUACACAUCGGCGAGCAUAAGAGCGAAUCAACAAGUUGAAACGUUGCAACAACAAAUGUCCCUUAUUAUUCAACAAAGGGAUGAUAUACAAAAUAAAUUAUCUAUGGCAGAGGAUAAAGUUUUAUCGCAAAUGACUGCUUUAACUAAUUUGCAAAUAGUUUUGGAACAAUUCCAAAGAGAAAAGGAAAGGGAUAUUAAAAGAGCUAUGGAAAAGUUACAAUUGCAACUUCAGGAGUCGCAUAAAAAACAAGAAGAAUUAUUAAACGAAAUCUCCUGUCUUAAGGAACAAUUAACAGAAGCUCAGGAGUAUUUGCAAGCUGCAUCUAGAUUAAGCGAACAGCUGGAUAAGAAAACAGAAAGAAUAGAGCAAUUAAAUCAAGAAGUUGAAAGAUUAACGGAAUUGGUAAAUACUGCUGAUCAGAGAAUAGAAGAAGCAAUGCAAAGUGGAGUAGGAAAAGUUGAUAAGAGCCUUAUGAAAAAUCUCUUGCUUGGAUAUUUGUCUUCGUCUACAGCAGACAAAUCAUCUGUUCUAAGAGUAUUUGCCACUGUAUUAGAUUUCACAGAAAAUGAUAGAGAUAAAGCUGGUCUUAACAAUGGUAUUGCAAAUAACAGCUGGUUCUCUCGUCUUAGCGGUGGAAAUGGCGCUCCUACUAAGGAUCAAGAGGCAUCGCUUUCGGCUGCUUUUGUAAGAUUUUUAGAAAGUGAAUCUAAACCAAAACCACAAUUACCUGCUUUGCCAAUAUCUUCAUCGUCCUCACCUCGUCCAACGCAUAGCAGACAGCAUUCAACGUCGUCUAAUCAUUCUACAUUGUUGCUUUCUAAUGUUACACUUCCAACAUUCCCAGAUUUUGUCCCAGCAAGAAAUACAGGAUCUAUAUUGAAAGAAGUAUUAAAGGAUAGCUGAUAUUAAAAGCAAUAAUAAAUGCAGUUAAUAUACAACACUCGAUGAAUGGCGAAACAAAGUGGUUGUAAAAAAAAAAAAAAGAAAAAAAGAAAAAAAAGAAAAAAAAAGACAAACAAAAACAAAAAAAAAAGAGAAAGAAAGAAAAGGAAAAAUAAUAUAAGCUAUAAAAAAAAAAAAAAAAAGAAAAUAUCUCCUAUCUGUUGUCGAGCCUAACUUUUUAUUCGGACAUUGAUAUUGUAUAAUAUAUUGCGCCUGAAAAAUAAUGAAUUGUCCCCCUUUAGCAUGUUCGUGCUGCAUUUAUCGGAUAGCUUGAUUAAAAUGAAUUUCUAUGAUCUAAGCAAGGAGAUACUUCGGAACGAAGAAUUUAGAAAUUUUAACGAAAGAAUUCACCAUUUACAUUGUGUGAUAUUCUUUCUAUGGAAAAGCAAUAAAAAGUAAGGAAUAUGUGUGUUCGCGAUAUUUUUACAAAGGACAUUACAAAAUUUUCCUUUAUCCUCCUACAUACACACACACACACACACACACACACACAUAAUUCUCUAAUUAAUUUUAUAUAAUUACAAUUCAAAUCAAAAAUUAAUAACUUAUUAAAAUUCUGGAAUAAUUUUCUUAAAAAUCACGCAAAAAGUUGUUUUCUCACUCAUAUACAAUAAAAACUUACUUCCUGCUUAGAUAAAAAAAAAUAAAAGAUAAAAAAAAAAAAAAAUAAAAAUAAAAAAAUAAAAAACGAGGAAAAAUGCUUGUAAACAUUGUAGAAGAAAAGGACGAAAUGAAUUUAGUCGUAUUAAUUAUUAGUAAUUUAAAAUAUCUCGAAAUAUAAUCAUGAUGAUUUACCACAAGUAAAAAAAAAGAUUUGAUCAUUGUACAUAAAGUAUAUGUAGGUUGUUGGAACUGCACAUGAAAAAAGAAAAAAAAAAAAACAAAAAACAAUAAAUAUAUUUUGUUGUCCUACUUUA